AUGCUGGGUGGCCGCGAUCCUCUGGCCCCAUUCCUCGUCGCGUCCCUCAAGCGUGCGGCGCGCCUCCGCUGCGGCGAGCAGCUGCACGCGCUCGCUGCCAAGUCGGGCCUCCUCGCCUCCAACGCCUUCGUUCGCAACUCUGUCCUCUCCUUCUACUACCGCCUCCCAUCCUCCCUUGCCAGCGCGCUCCAGCUGUUCGACGAAACACCCACGCCGCUCCGCGACGCCACCGCGCGCAACAGCGUCCUCGCCGCGCUGACUCGUGCGGGCCAUCUCGACCGCGCGCAGCGCCUGCUCGAGGAGAUGCCACGUAUCCACAGGGACGCCGUCUCGUACACCACCCUCGUGACCGCGCUCGCUCGCGCGGGGCACGCGGGGCGCUCCGUGGCCGUGUUCCGCGGCAUGCUCUCCGAGAAUGUUGUUCCCAACGAGGUGACUCUCGCUGGUGCGAUCACGGCGUUCGCUCGCCAUGGGGCACCGGCGACAGUGGGGAUGAUCCAUGGUUUUGCUCUGCAGCGGGCGCUGGAUGGGUUCGUCAUUGUAGCCACCAACCUGGUUCAUGCCUAUGCAGGGGUGUCAGAGCUUUGUUCUGCGCGGGCCAUGUUUGAUGGGAUGACGCACAGGAACACAGUCACUUGGAACGUAAUGCUCAAUGGAUAUGUCAAGGCAGAGAUGAUAGACAUGGCUGCGGAGGUGUUCUGGAGGAUCCCAGAGCGAGAUGAGGUAUCUUGGUUGACAUUGAUUGAUGGAUAUAUCUGUGCAGAUCUCAUAUCAGAUGCAAUGAAGGCAUAUGUUCAAAUGGUGGGUGAGGUUGGUGCAAAAGACAACGAGGUAUUGCUUGUUGAUUUGGUGAAGGCGUGUGCUCGGUACUCUGCUGUUACAGAAGGCCAACAGCUGCAUACAGUUAUUCUGAAGAAUGGUUUUGAUGCCCAUGCAUUUGUGCAAGCGACCCUGGUGCAUUUCUAUGGGUGUUGUGGUCUUAUUGGCCUUGCCCAGAAGGCAUUCAGAUUGUCAGACAAGUCACACACAGCAUCGUGGAACGCUCUUUUGGCUGCUCUACUGAGGAAGGGCCUAAUUCAUGAAGCAAGGGAGCUGUUUGAUGAUAUGCCUAAAAGGGACACUGUUUCUUGGAGUACAAUGAUUGCUGGGUUUGUGCAGAUUGGACGUUCAGACAUGGCUUUGAAGCUAUUCUAUUCAAUGUUGAAUACGACUGCUGAACCAAAUGAGGUCACGUUGGCCAGUGCUCUAUCUGCAAUUGCUGAUUCUGGCACAUUGGACCAAGGUAAAUGGAUCCAUGACCAUAUAAUGAACAGACCAAUCCAGCUUACUGAUAACCUGAGUGCUGGAUUGAUAGAUAUGUAUGCCAAGUGUGGCAGUGUUGCUGAUGCAGUGCAGUUUUUCAAUUGCGCCAAUGAUAAAUUCUCUUCCAUUUCACCAUGGAACUCUAUGAUUUGUAGUUUAGCCAUCCAUGGUUAUGCGCAUAUGUCACUUGACCUAUUUUCACAAUUACAGAGGACCAGUAUUAAGCCCAAUUCAAUCACAUUCAUAGGUGUUUUAAGUGCAUGCUGUCAUACUGGGAUGGUAGCCAAAGGAAAAUAUUAUUUCGAGUCCAUGACGAGGGAAUAUGGGAUCCAGCCAACAAUUAAGCACUAUGGUUGCAUGGUUGAUCUCCUUGGUCGAGCUGGGUACUUGGAAGAGGCUGAACAGUUUGUUUCAAUGAUGCCCAUGAAAGCAGAUGUUGUAAUUUGGGGCAGCAUCCUUUCAGCAGCAAGGGCACAAGGAAAUGUCACAUUAGGAGAGAAAGCUGCUGAAGAAUUGGCAAAGCUCGACCAAACCCAUGGCUCAUCCAAAGUAGCCUUGUCUAACAUUUAUGCCGAUGCUGGUCACUGGGCCUAUGUUUCAGUUGUGAGGAAGGAACUCCAGGAUGAAAAUUUUGAGAGACUAGUUGGAAGAAGUGGCAUUGCACAAUGCUGUGACCAUUGUUUUCUCUUGAAACAAAAGCAGAAAUUCUCUACUGCUGGACAGAGUUGUGCUGUUUCAGUGGUGCUAAGAUCUAUCCUGGGAAGGGUGUCAGAUUUACCCGUGCAGAUUCACAGCGAAGCUCACAUGGACAGCCAUGUACAUGAAGCAGCACAAGAAGAGGACAUUCAUGCUGAAGCUAUAAAGAAGAGGCGCGCACCACCAAGAAACCUUACUCCAGGUCAAUUAUUGAUGCCACCCUUGAAGUCAUCCAGAAGAAGAGAACUGUGA
Molecule: messenger RNA, 2250 nt
Organism: Miscanthus lutarioriparius
Lineage: Eukaryota; Viridiplantae; Streptophyta; Magnoliopsida; Poales; Poaceae
Source: the annotation of a GenBank genome assembly